This is a messenger RNA of Guillardia theta CCMP2712, 744 nucleotides long. RefSeq lists its product as hypothetical. The transcript has 2 exons. The coding region runs from base 130 to 660 and encodes 176 amino acids. The record is from RefSeq and is a predicted model, not a curated record. Lineage: Eukaryota; Cryptophyceae; Pyrenomonadales; Geminigeraceae.
CUGCCAUAAGCACUUCAAGCCAGCAGGAUCGGCAGUGACGAGCCGCAGUGCCUCAUGAACGGGCAGUGGGAGGUAGGGAAGACUUGCGAGCCCAUCUACUGCGCCGACUACGGGGAGGUCAAGAACGGCAUGGUCAGCACGCACGACUACGUCCGAGCAGGGACGAGGGUGCAGAUCACCUGCCACAGGUGGUACCAGCCAGCUGGGCUCGAGUCGGGGGGCCGCACAGACCCCAUGUGCCUGGACUCUGGGCAGUUCGAGCAGGGGGUAGUCUGUGUGCCGAAGCCUUGCCCGGUCGACUCGCACGACUGCCCGCAGCAGGGAGUGGUGACGUCAGAAGGGAUACAGCCGCACGUGUCCAAGGCGCAGGAGAGAGACUACGAGCAGCAGCUGCAGGUGCCGAUGCAGCACGACUACAACCCCAACGUGUUCGACCAGGAGCCGCGUCCUUACUCCCUCGACAUCCCUCUGGAUGGGGAGGACACGCUGCUGCGGCCCGUGGACUCUCGUCGGGUGAAGUGGAGAGACACGACAAGGAGCUGGACCAAGUGGGACGACGCUCCCAACUCGUGGGACGAUUCCUCGGGGCAGUGGUACGCUGACGAGCGGUCCCCUGGAGCUGGAGCAGGACAGUACGUGGAAGAGGGAGACGGGAAGUAGGCAAGGUGUUCAAUGAAGACAGGAGGUGAGGAAGUGAGAGAGUCCUGCUUUACAAACCACAGAAUACAUACAAGGAUUCCUUCC